AUUAUCUUACCCAAAUUGCAUUCCCUCCACAAAUGUCCUCGUCAGCAUACCCUCCACUGCUGCUUCCGCUACAGAGACAGCCACACCUCCCAACCCAAGUCUUCGUCAAUUCCUUCAUUCGUCCUUCUCACAAACUGGUCGCUUUGGCAAAACCAAAGAGAAAAGCCCACGCCGUCAACGAAAAUCACAUGCGUUCUCGAAUCCCAAUCACAUCUCCUCUUCUGGUACACAAUGGCCACCAAAUCCCUACCAAAAUUCCAACUCCUUUCUCCAAACCUUCUUCUUCCUCCUCUUCUAAUUGCUCGCAUCUCUGCCUUCCGCUCUCGGCCUCGGCGAUGGCGGCGCUUUUCCAUCCUCGAAGUCUGAGGCGGGCGGCGCUGGUCGCAGGGGUUCUGAACCUCGCUAUCAUUGCUCUCGGUACCGCCCUCUUUUCCGUCUCCCUUUCUCGUUGCGGCGCCCUGGAGAAAUCCGCCGUCGCUGGUGUCUUUGCGGCGGCCGUGCUCAGGAUCGGAUCCAUGUUACGCAUAGGGAUAGCCCAGGCCCACGCCGCUGUAUCUAUUGCGACUGCUGCAGCCGGAGACCCCCGGAUGGAAAAUGCCGGCGAUGAUUCCCGCCACCGAAGAAGGAGACGAUACAGAAGAUGGCUUUGGUGGACAAGGUGUGGAAUGCUGGUCAAUGCAUUGCAGUUUGUGAUGGCGCUUUACCUGAUGUAUAUUAUUAUGAAGGAUUUUGCUAGGCAAGGUGGAGAUUCUACUGUAUGUUUUCUAGGACAUGAGACGGAAGAUAAGGGGAAAAAGUUCUUAAUGGCUUCAUUUCUUGUGCUUGUGUGGCUUGUGGUUAUCAUUCAGUGUAUCACGGGAUCUGAUGUCCUAAGAUGGAGAUCAUUCUAUGCAACCCAAGAUCGUGCCUGGAAAGUUCACUAUAGUGAGGUGUUUGAUCAUGGUAUUAGGGAGGCUUUGUGUUGCUUGGGACGUGUAAAAUAUCUGAGUGUCUUGGAGGAAGAUGAGGUAUUCUCUGUAGCAAGUUUAUUAGGUGAUCUUGUGGCUUAUAGAGCAACCGGCACUGGCCAUUUUGAACUCUUGGCAGGGCUUGCUCUUUUGCAGAGUCAUAAACAACCUACAAAAUCAUACAAUGAGGACAUGGAAGCGCCUUUAGCACGUAUUCAAGAGGCCGCAAUUCUUCAUCAAUUUGCUGAAGCUGCAUAUACAGGACCUUUGCUUGACUUCGGAAGGAAUCCGGUUCUCUUUCCAUGCUCCUGGCUCUGUAGACAAGGAGUUUUGACUCCCUGCACCCGCAACAGGCGUCCUGUACUUGAAGGUGACAACUGGUGGCGAGGGCAUGCUGCAGCAUUUUUGAAGUCUGCUAAUUUGUCCCCACAAGCUCUUAGGCGUGGUCGUGUUAUUCAAAAAAAACGCGAGGCAGCAUAUUUCAUUGUGGUUAUCCAUGAGCUACAUUCAGUGGUGAUUGCCAUACGUGGUACAGAGACUCCUGAAGACCUUAUUACUGAUGGUUUAUGUGGGGAGUGCAUUCUUUCUGAAGAGGACUUAAAUGGCCUGAUAAACUGUGAUCAAUUGCUUUCAAGUGUGAGGGAAACUGUUGCCUCUUCUUCCCCACAUUAUGGUCAUUCCGGGAUAGUCGAAUCUUCUCGUGAGCUUUACAUGCAAGUUGAUUGUCCGCCGGGAGACUCGUCUCAAACAUCUGGGUUUCUUUCCUCAUUGCUGGGGACUGGUUGUGAAUGUGAAGGGUAUAAAGUUCGUUUGGUUGGGCAUUCAUUAGGAGGUGCUGUUGCUACAUUGUUAGGAUUGAGGCUGAAAGAAAGAUACCCAAACUUACAUGUUUAUGCAUAUGGAACUCUUCCAUGCGUUGAUUCUGUCAUUGCAGAAGCUUGCUCAGAUUUUGUUACAACAAUUGUCUACAACGAUGAAUUUUCUUCACGGCUCUCAGUUAAUUCAAUCCUUAGGCUCCGUUCAGCUGCUAUACAGGCUCUCUCAGAUGAUGCUUCAGCCAAUUCUGCUGUAAUUACUAAACUUGCUCGAAAAAUUUUAAAUGUUCGAAAACGCCAUAUUAAUGGGGAAAUCCAAAACCAGUCGACAGCUUCUCCUAAUAUUGAAACAAAACCUGACAGAGUAGAAGACCAAAACCAUCUUCAUCGAAGGCCUGUAAAAUAUUCCAUUCAAGGUGGGUUUUUUCUGUGUGGCCUUGCAGUUUCUUGCAUGACUAAUGCUCCCAUUCAUCAGCCUGGUUCAAGUGUCAUAAAUGGAACCAUAUUAGAACCUUCAGUUUCCUCAAGGCAAACUUUCUCUUCGACCUCAGAGAGCGACCAAAAUAAGAAAGAUCUCCCAGUAAAGUGCUCUACAUAUGAUGAUUUGGAAUAUGGAAUUCUAAAUGAGGGUGAUUAUAAUCCCACAAUGCUGAAAGAUGGGGUGGUCCUGCUGAUCACCAAAUGGAACCUUUCUAUGAUGAAAACACCAAUUCUACAAUUCCUACCAAGAUUAUUGAAUUGAAAGAGAUGUUUCUUCCUGGUUUGAUCAUUCAUAUAAUUCCUGAGCGUACAAAAAAUGUUCCACUCUGGAAGAUCUGUAUGCCCAAUGGAGUGAAGGCAGCUCAUAAAGCUUAUGUUGCAAAUAGAGAGAACUUCAAGGAUAUGGUUGUGUCUCCUUACAUGUUUCUUGAUCAUCUUCCAUGGAGGUGUGCUUAUGCAAUGCAAAGAGUUCUAGAAACUCAGAAGCCUCAGCUUCAGCACCAUAUCGUAAGUAGCGCAGCAGAUAUGGUAUAAAGUUAGUCAUACACUCCAGAAAUGUGAUAUUAAAGCAGACGCAGCCAAUAACAUUACCCUGCAAGUUGGACGUUUCUGAGCUCUAAUGAUCUGACACUGCUGAAUGUUAAAGCAGCAAUUCAACGCUGAAGAUUCUAAAAAAGCAUAGAAGCCUGCAGCUUCGUGAUGGAGUUCAGGCGCAGGUCUGGUGAUCUUUUAGUUUUUAUUUAUAUUAUUGCUCGCCUUCAAAAUUUGAAAAAUUGGCUUGAGCAAUUGAGUUUAUAUUGUAGAUAAUUUACUAGGUACAUGAUCUCUAACUUCUGUUGAAUGAAAUUAUUAAUUUUACGAGU
Phalaenopsis equestris is the source of this 3105-nucleotide messenger RNA. RefSeq lists its product as uncharacterized. The coding region runs from base 33 to 2504 and encodes 823 amino acids. NCBI's taxonomy places the organism in Eukaryota, Viridiplantae, Streptophyta, Magnoliopsida, Asparagales, Orchidaceae. Gene Ontology annotation, biological process: lipid metabolic process. The record is from RefSeq and is a predicted model, not a curated record. The transcript has 13 exons.